Lachancea thermotolerans CBS 6340 is the source of this 1722-nucleotide messenger RNA. RefSeq names its product asparagine synthetase B. Lineage: Eukaryota; Fungi; Ascomycota; Saccharomycetes; Saccharomycetales; Saccharomycetaceae. Gene Ontology annotation, molecular function: asparagine synthase (glutamine-hydrolyzing) activity. The record is from RefSeq and is a predicted model, not a curated record. Gene Ontology annotation, cellular component: cytosol. The transcript has a single exon. Bases 1 to 1722 code for a protein of 573 amino acids.
AUGUGUGGUAUUUUCACUUGCUUCAGACACCAGUCUGUUGAGGAGUUCAAGCCCGAUGCUCUAAGACUGGUCAAGAGAAUCAGACAUCGUGGCCCAGAUUGGUCCGGUAACAUCAUCAAAAACAGCACACUAAUGGCUCACGAGAGAUUAGCUAUCGUCGGCCUGGACUCUGGUGCUCAGCCUUUUGUGUCUGAGGACAACAACUACAUCUUGGGUGUCAACGGUGAAGUCUACAACCACAUCCAGUUGAGAGAAGAAUUCUCUUCUUACCCAUUCAAGACACUCUCGGACUGUGAGCCUAUCAUUCCUCUGUACGAGAAGUACGGCAUCGACGCCCCCAAGUACCUCGACGGUAUGUUCGCGUGGGCUCUGUAUGACGCCAAGAAGGACCGCAUCGUCGCUGCCAGAGACCCUAUCGGUAUCACUACCCUGUACAUGGGCAGAGACUCCAAGUCGCCUAAGACUGUGUACUUUGCCUCGGAGCUCAAGUGCUUGACCGACAACUGUGACAGCAUCAUCGCUUUCCCUCCAGGUCACGUUUACGACUCUGAGACGGACCAGAUCACCCGUUACUUCAACCCAGACUGGAUCGACGAGGACCGUAUUCCAUCUGAGCCUCUAGAUCUCCUCAAGAUCCGCCACUCGUUGGAGAAGGCGGUCAGAAAGAGACUGAUGGCCGAGGUUCCUUACGGUGUGCUGUUGUCCGGUGGUCUGGACUCUUCGCUGAUUGCGUCUAUCGCCGCCAGAGAGACCGAGAAGGCCAACUCCCAAAUGGACCCUGUCAAGUACGACUCCGAGGACAAGCAUCUGGCAGGUGUGGACGAUGCCGGAAACCUGCGCAGUGCCGGCUGGUCGCACUUGCACUCUUUCGCCAUCGGUCUACCAAACGCCCCAGACCUGCAAGCCGCGCGCAAGGUCGCGAAGUUCAUUGGCUCCAUUCACCACGAGCACACUUUCACGCUGCAAGAGGGUCUGGAUGCGUUGAGCGACGUCAUCUACCACUUGGAGACCUACGACGUGACCACCAUCAGAGCAUCUACCCCUAUGUUCCUGCUAUCUAGAAAGAUCAAGGCCCAGGGUGUCAAGAUGGUGCUGUCCGGUGAAGGUUCAGACGAGAUCUUCGGCGGCUACCUGUACUUCGCUCAAGCUCCUUCCGCCGCGGAGUUCCACACCGAGUCUGUCAAGCGUGUCAAGAACCUGCAUUUGGCUGACUGUCUGAGAGCCAACAAGUCGACCAUGGCUUGGGGUUUGGAAGCGCGUGUGCCUUUCUUGGACCGCGAGUUCCUGCAGCUGUGCAUGAACUUGGAUCCAAAGGAGAAGAUGAUCAACGCCGCGGAGGGCCGCAUCGAGAAGUACAUUCUGAGGAAGGCCUUCGACACAUCGGACGAGCCCGGCGCGAAGCCAUACCUGCCAGAGGAGAUCUUGUGGAGACAAAAGGAGCAGUUCUCCGACGGUGUGGGCUACUCGUGGAUCGAUGGCCUAAAGGACGCCGCCGAGGCCGCCAUCUCCGACGAGCAGUUCAAGCAGCCAAAGGCCGAGUGGGGCGACGACAUCCCAACCACCAAGGAGGCCUACUGGUACAGACUCAAGUUCGACGCGCUCUUCCCUCAGAAGACCGCCGCCUCCACGGUGAUGAGGUGGAUUCCAAAGGCCGACUGGGGCUGCGCCGAGGAUCCUUCCGGCAGAUACGCCAAGAUCCACGAGCAGCACAUCGACAAAUAA